Candidozyma haemuli is the source of this 831-nucleotide messenger RNA. RefSeq names its product pyrroline-5-carboxylate reductase (gene PRO3). The coding region runs from base 1 to 831 and encodes 276 amino acids. The record is from RefSeq and is a predicted model, not a curated record. NCBI's taxonomy places the organism in Eukaryota, Fungi, Ascomycota, Pichiomycetes, Serinales, Metschnikowiaceae. Gene Ontology annotation, biological process: L-proline biosynthetic process. The transcript has a single exon. Gene Ontology annotation, molecular function: pyrroline-5-carboxylate reductase activity.
AUGGCCAUUGAAGACGGAUACACUUUGUUGGUGCUUGGCGCCGGCGUCAUGGGCACCGCUGUGACUGCGGCCGUGACAGAGUCAAAAAUGAAGCCUUUCCCAGGCAAAGUCAUCUUGUGCUCCCAGCUGGAGAAAUCUGAGAAAAGGUUGAAGGAGCAGUUCCAGCAAGGCUAUGUGGAGGUGAUCACUGACAAGGAGAAGAAGAAGGCUGCGAUUGAAAAGGCCGACGUGGUGCUUCUUGGAUGUAAACCAUUCCAUUUUGAGUCUGUUCACGCUGAGGUUAAGGAUCACCUUAAGCAUAACCCAUUGGUGAUCUCGCUUUUGGCUGGUGUGACAAUUGACAACUUGAGCAUCUAUUCUGAUAAGAUUGCCAGGGUCAUGACCAACACUCCAGCUCAGUUUGGUGCUGGUAUGGCUGCGGUGGCUCUUUCUGAGAAGGCUAGUGAAUAUAAGCAGUUUGUGAAUGACUUUGCUGGCUCUGUUGGUGCUGCCCUGGAGAUUCCUGAGAAGAGCAUGGACGCUGCCACUGCUCUUAUUGGUUCUGGUCCUGCCAUGUGUUUGCUUAUGAUGGAAGCUUUGUAUGAUGGUGGUGUUAGAAUGGGUCUUACUCACGAUGUUGCUAAGACUGCUGCUGCUAAGGUUAUGGAAGGUACUGCCAAAAUGGCUCUUCAGACCGGUGAGCACCCUGCUGUGUUGAAAAGUAAGGUCUGCACUCCUGCCGGUACCACAAUUGGUGGUUUGUUGAAAUUAGAAGAUGCUGGUGUUAGAGGUUCGAUCGCAAGAGCCGUGGAGGAAGCUGCCAACAUCUCUGCUUCUUUUGCCAAAAAGUAA